GAGCUGAACCUCUUGGCAUUUUCUUGCUUUUAUUUCCUGCUUUGGGUACACCCUAUAGCAUAGGGUUUGAUGUCGGCCUUUGUUUUGCAUUGAGGUUGCAAAACAUUAAGAGAUGAAUUGAUACAUUAAAAACCCCAUGUAUUGAAUAGUGUUCAUCAUAAUAGCUACUUAUAUCUCUUUCAAGGCUUGCUGUUUUUCUUACCGAAGCUUUUAUUGGUGAUAAUACGGUGUUAUCGAAACGCGGCCUUGCACGUCUGACGGACAUAAACGACCUACGGUAUCAACUCGUCUGUGUGUGUUUUUUUACAAACCCAGUAUUCCUGAACACAUCACAGAGGGACAAUGAGUGAGCUGGAACAGUUACGGCAGGAAGCAGAGCAACUACGCAAUCAAAUCCGGGAUGCUAGGAAAGCCUGUAGUGACUCCACUCUUUCACAGAUCACAGCUGGUCUGGACUCAGUGGGCCGGAUACAGAUGAGGACGCGGCGUACUCUCAGGGGCCACCUCGCCAAGAUCUAUGCAAUGCACUGGGGCACCGACUCCAGGUUACUUGUAAGCGCCUCCCAAGAUGGUAAAUUAAUCAUUUGGGACAGUUACACAACUAACAAGAUGCAUGCCAUCCCGCUGCGCUCCUCCUGGGUGAUGACCUGUGCCUACGCGCCCUCUGGGAACUACGUGGCGUGCGGAGGCCUGGACAACAUCUGUUCUAUCUACAGCCUGAAGACCCGUGAGGGAAAUGUGCGUGUCACCCGCGAGCUACCCGGACACACAGGCUAUUUGUCUUGCUGUCGUUUCCUGGAUGACAACCAGAUUGUCACUAGUUCCGGGGACACAACCUGUGCUUUAUGGGACAUCGAGACGGGUCAGAUGGCCACUAGCUUUACGGGCCACACUGGGGACGUGAUGAGCCUGUCCCUCAGUCCAGAUUUCAAGACCUUUGUGUCGGGGGCCUGUGACGCCUCCUCCAAGCUGUGGGAUGUCCGGGACGGCAUGUGCAGGCAGUCCUUCACUGGCCACGUGUCCGACAUUAACGCUGUCUGCUUCUUCCCCAACGGCAACGCCUUCACCACGGGCUCGGACGACGCCACCUGCCGCCUGUUCGACCUGCGCGCCGACCAAGAGCUGAUGAUGUACUCGCACGACAACAUCAUCUGCGGCAUCACCUCAGUGGCCUUCUCCAAGAGUGGCCGUCUGCUGCUGGCCGGCUACGACGACUUCAACUGCAACGUGUGGGACACCCUCAAGGCCGAGCGUGCAGGUGUCCUGGCCGGUCACGACAACAGGGUGAGCUGUUUAGGCGUGACAGACGACGGCAUGGCUGUAGCCACGGGCUCAUGGGACAGUUUCCUCAGAAUCUGGAAUUAAACCCUCCAGCUCACGUCCCCCCCCCCCCACCCCCACCAUCCCACCCACCCAUACUACUGGGCUGGACUUGAGGGUGAACACUGUCUCCCACCACCACCUCCCACCUUCCACCCGUCCAAUCCACAGCCGGCACCGCUGGGAGAAAGUAAUAACUCUUUCUACCUUUUCCAGGUGACAUUUUUUUUUGCCCACCAAUUAAAACCACAGAGCUCUCAGUACCCACCGUUAGAAUGGCCAAUCAAAAAACACAAAAAUUCCGAAACGAGAUGAAGAAAAAAAAAAGCGAGAAAAAAACCCAAACCCUCGCAUCCCCUCUUGUUUUUGGACAGGGGGGGCACUAGAGCGCAUGUUACCGUGGUUACCGCCAAAUUAGAGGACAGUCCGUGUGUAAUAUGUAUAUAUAAAUACAGUAUAUAUGCAUAGCAUUAUGUGUGUGUAUAUAUAUGCAUAUAUAAUGUGUAUGUAUAUAUUUUUGUAGUUUUUAUCCCACCCUUUUUUGUUUAAUUUGCCUUAAAUUGUUUAAUGUAUAUAAUAUUCACAGUACUAGACGAUAACACAAUUCUGAUUUUGUCACUUGCCUCAUGUACAACAUAAUGGACAUUUCUGUGUGUGUGUGCACGUGUGAUGGUCUACCCGGCAAAGGCAUGCACACAUGUACUGUAACUAAAAUACUGUAUAUUCAUGUUGAUGAUAGGUAACGAUAUGAGUUAUGAACUGGUGGCAUUCCUCUCAACAAACAUGUUGUUUUUUUGGAACACAACUGUUGUGGUCGUUUUGUAGAGACGGACUAAUAAGGUUAGUUUUUUUUUAGUCAUGCCGCAGUUUUAGCCAAAUCCCUUUUUCUAGAAACUAGUUCAACUGGGCUGUGAUACACAGCCACUGUAGUUAUUGGAGGCACAGUCUCUCUGCAGUCAGCGUGAAACUACAGCCUCGAGCCCUUACAAACGGGGUCUUGGGCUAAGUUCAAAACCGCGAUUGUAUGGCAAAUAGUAUUACAUCACGCCUUGCAAAUCAACAAUAGUGUGAUAUGUAAUACAUAUGUUGCGAUCAAUUACUAAUAGAGGCUUUACUGCAUAUACCCCAAAGGCCAAAGCCUUUACAUUUAACCAUUUAUUUAACUAGGCAAGUCAGUUAAGAACAAUUUCUUAUUUACAAUGGCGGCCUCCAUCUGACCACUGAGGAUAGGGAAAUCUAGGGCCCAAUGGUAUCAAACGUAGGGCUCCAAACUGACAGGGGAGGGUUCCAAGGAAUGUGAUCAUGGGGCUACUGUGAGCUAGCUCAGGCCUAUAUCAUAGGACUAAAGAAGUACAGAGAAUUGGAAAUGCUUGCAGUCUAUACAGUCUCUACCAGAGGCUGGUCAGUCGACGCAUUAAGAUGUGAAAAAAAUGACUGCUCAAUGAGCUGUGAGUAAAUCCUGUCAUUCCUUCCCUGAGUGGACUCGAGGGAAGAUGCCUUUAAUAGCUUCUUGCUAUGUCAUCUUCAAUUUUAUUUUAGAAAUUCUUGAUAAAUCAUCAACAGGGUGGUUUAGUUGAGUGAGUAACGUUAACGCUGUUGGUUUAAAAAAUCUUGUCACUAAAAAUCACCAGUGCCACCAUAAGCCUGUAAUGUUAUUAUAAAAAAAAUGUUGGUCCUUAUUUAACACUUUUUUUUUUUUCCCCUCACCAAAACAAAUGUUAUCAACAGUUUUAAGUAUUGCUGGAGAAGAAAGUUAACUUGGUAGAGGGCUAGAUUAUGCCCCUCAAAUGUAAGCAAAGAACACAUGCAACAUACUUCCCAACAGCAGGGAGGAGGUACAGGUAACUGCCAAAAGGAUGUAAAUGAGGGAUACAAAGUGUAUUGAAAGCAGGUGCUUCCACACAGGUGUGGAUCCUGAGUUAAGAAAUUAACAU
This is a messenger RNA of Salvelinus namaycush (lake trout), 3254 nucleotides long. RefSeq names its product guanine nucleotide-binding protein subunit beta-4. Bases 343 to 1365 code for a protein of 340 amino acids. The transcript has 10 exons. Gene Ontology annotation, molecular function: protein binding; signaling receptor complex adaptor activity. Lineage: Eukaryota; Metazoa; Chordata; Actinopteri; Salmoniformes; Salmonidae. The record is from RefSeq and is a predicted model, not a curated record. Gene Ontology annotation, biological process: G protein-coupled receptor signaling pathway. Gene Ontology annotation, cellular component: cytoplasm; heterotrimeric G-protein complex.